Messenger RNA from Colletotrichum fioriniae, 474 nucleotides. Lineage: Eukaryota; Fungi; Ascomycota; Sordariomycetes; Glomerellales; Glomerellaceae. The record is from RefSeq and is a predicted model, not a curated record.
AUGAACACAGACUACUGGCAACUCUCAGGCGCUUUCGGCCUCUGGGUUCGCGCCUGCAUCCGAAUCCUCCAGUUCGUCUUCGCCAUCGUCACGAUAGGCCUCUACGCCGCCACUCUCGGCUCCUGGAACACCCUCCCGACAGAAAACCUCAGUACGACAAACUGGAUCUAUGCCCUCGUCCCCGCUGUCCUCUCGGCGCUGACGUGCGCCUACCACGUCUUCGCGACAGUCACACACGCCGCCUGGUCCGUCUGGGACUUUGGGCUGGCCGUCCUCUGGGCCGCGCUGUGCGGUCUUUCGUCGACCAUCGUCGUGGGCGGCGAGGACAAGGUCUACGUUACGGGUGAAGUCAAUUCGAGACUUGCUGCGGGUGCUUGGAUUGCGGGGAUGAAGAGGACGGUGAAGAAGCAAGAGUCAGAAGGGGAUAAGCUCGAAUUGAAGGGUAUUCCCAAUAGUCGGGAAGAGAACGUCUAG